UAUAAUAUCGGAGUCGAUAGCGAGGGCAGACUGGGUGUAAGAGAGUGUCUCACAGACUGGGUGUAUACAGUGAGAGAGAGGAUCACAGACUGGGUGUAUACAGCGAGAGAGAGGAUCACAGACUGGGUGUAUACAGCGAGUUCCAGCUCCUUAGGAAACGUCUGCAGUGACAACAUGCAGUACCUUCUACUGGUGUCGAUGUAUCUGUCGUGUGUCAUGGGACACUUUCUGCUUGUUGAGAAGUUCAACAUGAGUAGCCCUGGGCGUCAGGUGUCGACAGCAGCGAGGACAUCCUUCUCCGUCUAUGAAGAGUGGCAGAUUUUCAAGAACACACACGGUAAAAUAUUCCGCGACUUUGAGACAGAGAAGCAAAGGUACGAGACUUUCAAAGACAACCUGCUAUACAUCGCGGACCACAACAAACUGUACAAGAACGGCGCCAUCUCCUUCUACCUGGGCAUCAACCAGUUCGCUGACAUGACACAUGGGGAGUUUCGCAGUUACAUGCAUCUGGAUCACAGCAUGCAGCGCACUUCGCACGGAGCACCUGUACACGUCUCUCUGGCAGACGACCUACUGCCGCACCAGAUUGACUGGAGAACUCGUGGGUAUGUCACCCCUGUCAAAGAUCAGGGUCAGUGUGGUUCCUGUUGGGCAUUCAGCACGACUGGCUCCUUGGAAGGCCAACACUUCCGUAAGAAGGGUCGCCUCAUCUCCCUCAGCGAGCAGCAGCUGGUGGACUGUUCGCGGACAUUCAGCGAGAGCGGCUGUAAUGGUGGAUGGGUGGACUACGCCUUCAACUAUAUCGCAGAGUACGGCAUUGAACUGGAGAACGCCUACCCGUACUUGGCUCACGAUUCUAUGUGCAAAUAUGAGGGCUCCAAAGUGGUCGCAAACUGCACCGGUCACGUCGACAUUGGAAAGGGCAGCGAGUCGGACCUAAAGUCAGCUGUAGGAUCUGUUGGUCCUGUGUCUGUUGCCAUUGACGCCUCGCACAGGUCCUUCCAGUUGUACAAGGGAGGUGUCUACAGCGAGAAGCGGUGCAGCAGGACCAACCUGGACCACGCCGUGCUGGCCGCCGGAUACGGCACACUGCAAGGACUGGACUACUGGCUAGUCAAAAACAGCUGGGGAUUAUCGUGGGGUGAAGGCGGCUAUGUGAAGAUGACCCGCAACAAACACAACCAGUGUGGAAUAGCCAGCGAGGCCAGCUAUCCCCGUGUGUAGCCCUUCAAAACAGAUUACUGGUCCAGAAUUCUGCGCGUCCCCCACUCACCCUGGAGUCGAGCAUCAAUAGUCCUGAAGCACGUUUUCCCUUCUUAGAACAAAACAAGGAAUAUUUCUCUCUUUUGAUUGAUGAAAUGCUUGUCUUUAUUGACAUCAUGUUGACGCCAUGUGUUCCUCAGGCUGUUUAGUAGGUAUAUACUUUGAUCAUGAAUAAAGAUAUCAGAAA
Messenger RNA from Haliotis rubra (blacklip abalone), 1453 nucleotides. Its product is annotated as procathepsin L-like. Gene Ontology annotation, cellular component: lysosome. The record is from RefSeq and is a predicted model, not a curated record. Bases 175 to 1227 code for a protein of 350 amino acids. NCBI's taxonomy places the organism in Eukaryota, Metazoa, Mollusca, Gastropoda, Lepetellida, Haliotidae. Gene Ontology annotation, molecular function: cysteine-type endopeptidase activity. The transcript is spliced from 12 exons.